Molecule: messenger RNA, 630 nt
Organism: Funneliformis geosporum
Lineage: Eukaryota; Fungi; Glomeromycota; Glomeromycetes; Glomerales; Glomeraceae
Source: the annotation of a GenBank genome assembly
AUGUCUGAAAAACUCAUUUCUGAAGAACUCAAGAAAAUAAUCCCUUUUCAUUACGAACUGGACAGGGAUAAACUUGAAAUAACGCGUGUUGAUGGUGUCCCUGUUACUAUUAAAGACUUCGAAGAACUCGCGACAAUACUCCCUUCCUCUUAUCAACUCGACCUAGCUGACGACAAAAUUGUAAUAAUGCCCGUUGGCGCUCAAACUGGUCGUGUUACCGCAUGGUGUCGGAACAAUCCUAGACUUGUUGGACUAGUCGGAAGUAGCCAGACAUGUUAUAACUUGCCUCUACCAAAUCCUACUGUUAGGGGUCCAGAUGCUUCCGUUGUUCUCGCAACAAGGUUUCUCAUUAUAUGUAUAAAUUAUAUAAGUGCGUUUCCCUCAGUUGCCCCAAAUUUUGUUGCGGAGAUACGUUCAGAUAACGAUUCUGAGGAAUAUUUUCACCGAAAAAUGUUAGAUUAUAUGAAUGCAGAUGUUGAAGAAGGUAUCUUAAUUGAUCCUAUCGAUCAAAUUUUGACGUGUUAUCGAAUUAAUGGAAAUAAUAUUGACUGGAGUACUCGAAAUAAUCCGCGUUCUUUUAGUUCUCGAAUUCUUAAUGGAUUGACUUUAGAUUUGCGUAAUAUUAUAUAA